CCAUCAUGUCCUCAAUCGUAACGAUCAGAUUGCAUACAAUGACAGGACGUCGUCCUCCUCGACUGGAGCUAAGUACCGAGAAAACGGCUAGGUGUGGGUGGGAAAAGGAGGCUUCAAAUGGUGGGGACUGCAUGCAGCUCCGAGGCGCUGUUUCGCCCGCCCAGUAUGGUGGUUCGCCUAGCCGCCUUCCGGAGCAGGCAACCACUUUUGGAAUAUAUUGCAUUCGUGCAUCAGUGUGCACUAUUUUCUUGUUGCAUAUCGAGCUCAUCUAGCAAGCAAGUGUCGGCUCUUUCUGCAUUUAUUGAUGAUUGUUAACAAAUAAGAAUAUCACGGGGACUACUCAACCACUACCUGUAAUGGAUUCAUCGGCAGGAGUUCUUGACACCGUUACUAGCUCCUCUGGCGAA
Pyricularia oryzae 70-15 is the source of this 407-nucleotide messenger RNA. RefSeq lists its product as uncharacterized. Bases 6 to 272 code for a protein of 88 amino acids. NCBI's taxonomy places the organism in Eukaryota, Fungi, Ascomycota, Sordariomycetes, Magnaporthales, Pyriculariaceae. The transcript has a single exon. The record is from RefSeq and is a predicted model, not a curated record.